Molecule: messenger RNA, 1468 nt
Organism: Vitis riparia (riverbank grape)
Lineage: Eukaryota; Viridiplantae; Streptophyta; Magnoliopsida; Vitales; Vitaceae
Product: UDP-glycosyltransferase 79B9-like
Exons: 2
Coding region: 45-1409 (454 amino acids)
Molecular function (GO): UDP-glycosyltransferase activity
Source: RefSeq, a predicted model, not a curated record
AAUCCAUGAUUCCAUGGUGAUAAACCAACCAAGAAAAAGGGAAAAUGGCGAUGGCCAGGAGCCCAAAAUUGCAUAUAGCCAUGUACCCAUGGUUUGCUUUUGGUCAUAUGAUUCCCUACCUCCAUCUCUCCAACGAGCUCGCUGAAAGAGGCCACAGCAUCACCUUCAUCUUGCCCAAAAAGGUUCAAUCUCAGCUACAGCACUUGAAUCUUCAUCCUACUCUCAUCUCUUUCCAUCCCCUCACCAUCCCCCAUGUUGAUGGCCUCCCUCCCGGCGCUGAAACUGCUUCCGAUGUGCCCAUCUCCUUGCAUCACCUUCUCGCCGCCGCCAUGGAUCGCACCACUGACCAAGUUGAAGCAGCCCUACGUGCCUUGAAGCCGGACUUUUUGUUCUAUGAUGCCGCCUAUUGGGCUCCCCCUUUGGCAUCCAAAUUAGGUAUGAAGUCAAUAUUCUACAGUGCAGUUUCUGCAGCAGCCUUUUCCUACUGCCUUGUCCGGGAUCAACAAAUUAGCAAAAGCCGGCCAAUUCCAACUGGGCCUCCUCCUGGUUACCCCUCCUCAACGGUGGUGCUCCGCCCCCAUGAAGCUCGUUUGCUUCAAUUCUUGUUAUUUCCAUUUGGGGAAGACAUCACCUUCCACGAGCGCCUCACCGCCGCCAUCAAACACUCUGAUGUAGUCUCUAUAAGAACAUGCCAAGAAAUCGAAGGACCAUUUUGUGACUACAUAGAAAGACGGUUUGGAAAACCAGUGUUUGUAACGGGCCCCGUUUUGGUUGAACCUUCACCGUUGGCACCGGAGCACCGGUGGGCUCAGUGGCUAAGUGGGUUCAAGCCUGGUUCAGUAAUCUUCUGUGCAUUUGGGAGCCAAAAUUUCCCCGGAAAGGACCAGUUCCAAGAAUUACUCCUGGGGUUUGAGCUAACAGGCCUGCCGUUCCUAGCAGCUCUAAAACCACCAUUAGGAGCUGCAACCAUUGAAGAGGCCUUGCCGGAGGGGUUCCAAGAGAGGGUUGGAGGGAGAGGAGUGGUUCAUGGAGGGUGGGUGCCGCAGCCCUCAAUCCUGAGCCAUCCAUCAGUGGGGUGUUUUGUGAGCCACUGUGGCUUUGGAUCAAUGUGGGAGUCCUUGAUGAGUGACCCCCAGAUAGUGCUGGUACCAGAGCUUUUUGACCAAACCUUCAACGCUAGGCUAUUGGCUGAAGAGCUUAAGGUUGCAGUGGAGGUUGAGAAGGAAGAAAAUGGGUGGGUUUCAAAGGAGAGUUUGUGCAAAGCAAUUAAGUCAGUAAUGGAUGAAGAGGGAGAGGUGGGUUGUUUGGUGAAGAAGAAUCAUGCAAAGUGGAAAGAGACCCUGAUGAGCCAAGGCUUUAUGAGCAAUUACAUUGAUAAUUUUGUUCGCCAACUUUUAGAUCUGAAGUGAUUUCUAGAUAUGGAAAUUGCAGUGUUUAUUGAAAAAUGUUUUAGCAUCUUUAUUGUGCA